AUGAGCACCCACCGUGUCCCAAUAGCUCCCCAGCGCGUGGAUGCUCCGCUCACGCAAUCAGCUACCUUUCUUGUUCUCUCUGUGACCAGCAAGCCCGGUGCCAUUGAAAACGCGCGCUCAACUCUGGCAGGCGUAGACAGCCUAGCCAAAAAUGUAUCUAUCCGUGACCUCAACGCUCAAUUCGCAUGCACCGUUGGCAUUGGAAGUGACAUCUGGGAUCGUCUCACGGGUCUUCCCCGACCCUCAGAACUGCACCCCUUCCGCGAGAUCAAAGGCGCAAAACACACCGCGGUCUCGACAACCGGUGAUCUGCUUUUCCACAUUCGCUCCGAGCGCAGAGAUAUCUGCUUCGAAUUCGAGCGUCAGCUCCUGGACCAGCUGGGUGACUCCGUCUCCGUUAUCGACGAGACAGUCGGUUUUCGUUACUUCGAUGUGCGGGACCUUCUUGGCUUUGUAGAUGGUACGGCUAACCCAGUCGGAUUGGCGGUUCCGGGUUCUGUUCUGGUUGCAGAGGAGGAUGAAUCUGCAUCUGGUGGAAGUUAUAUCGUUGUACAGAAGUACUCUCAUGAUCUACCUGGAUGGAAAGAUCUCUCGACCGAACAGCAGGAGAGGAUUAUUGGCCGAACUAAGAUAGAUAAUGUUGAACUAGACGAUGCCACGUCUGGACAACGCUCUCACAAGACACUCAACACCAUUGAAGAUGAGGGUGGGAACGAGCAUGAGAUUCUCCGCGACAAUAUGCCGUUUGGGUCUCCUGGUUCUGGCGAGUUUGGGACUUACUUUAUUGGCUAUACUCGUCGUCUCUGGGUUAUCGAAAAAAAUGUUGGAGCGUAUGUUUGUUGGAGAUCCUCCUGGUCUGCAUGA
Messenger RNA from Penicillium mononematosum, 864 nucleotides. RefSeq names its product Dyp-type peroxidase. The record is from RefSeq and is a predicted model, not a curated record. The coding region runs from base 1 to 864 and encodes 287 amino acids. Lineage: Eukaryota; Fungi; Ascomycota; Eurotiomycetes; Eurotiales; Aspergillaceae. Gene Ontology annotation, cellular component: cytosol. Gene Ontology annotation, molecular function: heme binding; peroxidase activity. The transcript has a single exon.